Messenger RNA from Mauremys reevesii (Reeves's turtle), 948 nucleotides. Its product is annotated as olfactory receptor 14A16-like. Bases 1 to 948 code for a protein of 315 amino acids. Gene Ontology annotation, cellular component: membrane. NCBI's taxonomy places the organism in Eukaryota, Metazoa, Chordata, Testudines, Geoemydidae. Gene Ontology annotation, molecular function: G protein-coupled receptor activity; odorant binding; olfactory receptor activity. The record is from RefSeq and is a predicted model, not a curated record. Gene Ontology annotation, biological process: G protein-coupled receptor signaling pathway. The transcript has a single exon.
AUGGCCAAUCAAACCACCAUGAGUGAAUUCUUUCUAAUGGCGUUCUCUGAUGUUCGGGAGCUGCAACUUUUACACUUUGUGGUGUUUCUGUUUAUUUACAUUGUAUCCUUGUCAGGGAAUCUUAGCAUCAUCACGGCAAUAACCCUUGACUGCCACCUUCACACCCCCAUGUACUACUUCCUGAGAAAUCUUUCCUUCUUGGAUAUUUGUUUAAUUUCUGUCACGGUACCCAAGUCCUUCAUCAACUCCCUCAUGAACAGCUCAUCCAUUUCUUUCCAGGGAUGUGUUGCACAACUAUUUCUAUUUAUGUCAUUCUUAGCUACAGAGCUAUUCCUCCUCACAAUCAUGGCUUUUGACCGAUAUGUUGCCAUCUGCAAUCCUCUCCACUACGCAAUUAUCAUAAACAAGAGGAGGUGUGUUAAGUUAGCCUGCGGGUCAUGGGUGGGUGGUGGUCUCUAUUCUGCUUUGCACACUGCUAACACAUUUUCAUUCCCCUUCUGUGGGUCCAUUAUCAACCAGUUCUUCUGUGACAUCCAGCCAUUGCUGAGGAUCUCGUGCUCUGAAUCCCACACUGGUGAAAUUGCACUGAUCGUCUUUGGUGUGUGUUUAGCUUCAAGCUGUUUUGCUUUAAUAACAUUGUCGUACGUUCAGAUCUUCUCAACGGUGCAGAAAAUCCCUUCCAUGGAAGGUCGCCGUAAAACUAUCUCCACUUGCCUACCCCACCUCACUGUCAUUGUAUUAUUCCUCACCAGUGGCAUGUUUUCGUACAUGGCACCAACCUCCGACUCUGCUUUGGAGCAGCAUCUGGUGGCUGCAUUUUAUUCAGUGGUGCCACCCUUGAUUAAUCCCAUCAUCUACAGCCUGAGGAACCAGGAGAUAAAAAACGUCCUGAGAAAAGUUAUGGGCAGGAAGCUUUUCCCUUUGAUUUGUGAAGAAUUUAAAAUAUAA